Messenger RNA from Cooperia oncophora, 510 nucleotides. The record is from the annotation of a GenBank genome assembly. NCBI's taxonomy places the organism in Eukaryota, Metazoa, Nematoda, Chromadorea, Rhabditida, Trichostrongylidae.
AUGUUGGAAGAAUAUAUUCUGUUGUGCUGUCAAGAUGAAGCCGGUGGUUUCCGUGAUAAGCCCGACAAGUCACGAGAUCUCUACCACACCUGUUAUGUUCUCAGCGGUCUAGCAGUUGCACAGGCUUACUCGUCCACUCGCGAACCUGACGGAGUGCUCGGUGGAGCCCAGAAUGUUGUGGUGCCCAUCAACCCCGUGUUCAAUCUCACUACUUUAAGCGAACAGUUUGCUAACUUCGAUCAAACAAACGUAAAGGAGCCGAAGUCAAACGAACUCCCGGUGGCGCGAGAUUCAGGGAGUAGUGGCAAGAAACACAAGGCGAAUGGUUUGAAACAACCUUUAGUGAAGCAUCACGAAGGCCAGAAGUGGUACAGCUAUCAGAUCAAUGAAAUAAUCGAUGAUCCCAUCAAGGAUACUCUUGGAACUGCUGAUCUGUUAGCUUUGGAGGAAGAAGCGGACGAAUUCCUCAAAGCUGAUAUUGAUCUUUAUAACCAACGUAAGAUUUUUUGA